Microthlaspi erraticum is the source of this 654-nucleotide messenger RNA. The record is from the annotation of a GenBank genome assembly. Lineage: Eukaryota; Viridiplantae; Streptophyta; Magnoliopsida; Brassicales; Brassicaceae.
AUGGAUAUACCAGAGGGUAAUGGAAUCCCUCCUGCUAAUGGGCAGGGUCGAGUUAGGCAAGCUCGACAGAUCGGACUUGGAGAUGCCCCAAACCGCCACCAGCAAAGACAAGGGAUUGUCCCACCUCCUGUCCAGAACCACAACUUUGAGAUCAAGCUGGGUAUGAUCAAUCUAGUGCAGAACAAGGUAUUUCAUGGGCUGUCAAGUGAAGACCCAAUAGAUCACCUUGAUGAGUUUGAUUGCCUGCCCCAUGGUACAAUCACUACAUGGGAUGAUUGCAAUAAAGCCUUUCUUGCUAAGUUCUUUUCAAUUGGGCGCAAAACCAAGCUAAGGAGUGAGAUCUCAUGCUUCACUCAGAGAAGCAAUGAGACAUUUGCUGAAGCUUGGGAAAGGUUCAAGGGUUACACCAGUCAAUGCCCUCACCAUGGCUUCAACAAUGAGUCUUUGCUUUCUACACUCUAUAGAGGAAGUUUGCCUAUAUAUAGAGAGAUGCUAGACACAGCCAGCAAUAGAAACUUUCUCAAUCAGGAUGUAGAUGACGGCUGGCAUCUUGUGGAAAACAUUGCAAACUCGAAUGGGAGUUAUGGAGAAGAGUAUAACCGCACAAACCAGAGCUCGACCCACAACCCGAUCGAGUCAGAUGACAAAUUGUGA